This is a messenger RNA of Argiope bruennichi, 1155 nucleotides long. Its product is annotated as slit homolog 1 protein-like. Gene Ontology annotation, cellular component: plasma membrane. Gene Ontology annotation, molecular function: protein binding. The record is from RefSeq and is a predicted model, not a curated record. NCBI's taxonomy places the organism in Eukaryota, Metazoa, Arthropoda, Arachnida, Araneae, Araneidae. The transcript is spliced from 4 exons. The coding region runs from base 150 to 1097 and encodes 315 amino acids.
AAAAAUAUUACCACGUGUUAUUUCACUUAAUCUGAAGUGAAAUUUUACAGCUGGAUAAUAGAUUAGGGUGGAAAGGAGAGCUGAUUUUUACCUAGAUUCUAUAGACUGCCCAUCUAUCUUAAACUUAAGAAAGAAACAUUCUACCAGGUAUGAAGCAUUGCUUGUUACUAGCAAUUUUGCAUUUCUGUGCAUGGAGAUUAUUUGCUCUUGAACAGGAAUGUCCCCAUCCAGAAGACAGUUAUCCGUGCUACUGCGAGGAAGAUGAGGAUCGCACAACUAUGCAUUGCAAUUACCUUCAAGAUAAUAAACAGAUUCGGGAUGGAUUAGGCAGACUUACUGAUUAUAAAAUCAGUACAGUUUCCAUAUGGAUGUUUGACACCGGAGUCAUCAAAUCAGAUGCUUUCAAGGGACCACACAUAAAUGAAAUCGUAUUCAGCCAUUCAACGGUAAAUAUGGAAUCUCCCCCUUUCCUAGGACAAGAAAAUUCAUUAAGCAGACUAACUUUCUUGUCUUGCUUUGACGAAGAAGAUCUGGUAGGUUCUUAUUCAUUGGGCCACUUGAACAGUUUAAAGGAAAUCUCAUUCGAAAAGAAUGACAUCAAAGUAUUGAAAAAUGAUUGGAUUACUUCUUCUGGGCCUAUUCUUAGAUCCGUUACAUUUGAUAACUGUAAAAUUGAAAGAAUGGAAGAUAAAGUGUUUUCUAAGCUGACGUCAUUGACAACGAUUUUCCUAAUGGACAAUAAAAUUACCAGCAUAUCUCGAUCUAUGUUUCCCAUGCCAGCAGAAAAUUUGCGGUCUAUUAGUAUGAAUGACAACAACAUUGAAUCACUUCCAGAUGAUAUUUUUAAAGACAUGCCAAGUUUAAGGACUGUAGAAUUAGAGCGAAACAAUCUUAAAACACUUAGUCAAGGAGCUUGGGGGAAAAUUAUUGAAAAUUUAUCACGAGUUUAUUUAGAAGAUAACCCCAUACGCUGUGAUAUAGAUUUAAAGUGGAUAAGUAAGAAAGUUUUGCCCAAAACUUUCACUGGAACAUGCAGUGAGCCUGCAAAAUUGAAAAAUAAACCAAUUCGUGUCUUGACGCCUGCUGAUUUCCACUAAUAUAUGAAACUUGUCAGUAUUAAAUAAAAAUAUAUUAUAGGUAUUUAUCUCUUCAUGA